Capsella rubella is the source of this 1128-nucleotide messenger RNA. Its product is annotated as leukocyte receptor cluster member 1 homolog. NCBI's taxonomy places the organism in Eukaryota, Viridiplantae, Streptophyta, Magnoliopsida, Brassicales, Brassicaceae. The coding region runs from base 84 to 836 and encodes 250 amino acids. The record is from RefSeq and is a predicted model, not a curated record. The transcript is spliced from 2 exons.
UCUUUUUGGGGCUUAAUUUUUUGUUGGCUAGAUUAAGGGUUCGAACCUCACAAAUUCAACAAAGUUGGGAGCUUUAGCCAGCCAUGGGAGGUCACGGUGGUUUGAACAUUCUUCCACAGAAGCGAUGGAACGUUUACAAUUUUGACAAUCGAGAAAAAGUCCGAAAGGACGAAGAAGCUGCCGCUAGAGAAGAGCAGAUCAAACGCGAGGAAGCUAGGAAACGAGAUGCUGAGUCUCGUCUCGAGGUGCUUCGUAACGUCCGUGGCUUAGCGCCUCUCAAACGGGCUUCUCCGGAGGCAGAGAAGGGUAAGGAUGAGGCAGUUGCGGUGGCCGCUGGUGUUAAAUCCAGUGCUGUUGUUGUGGAGAGUGUUGAACCCGAGGAGCCUAAGACGGGUCAUAUAAAUCUAUUCGAAGGGAUUAAGAUCUUUGAUCCGAUUCAGAUCCCAAAGAACGAUAAGCCUGCGGAGGAGGAAGAUCAGAGAAGAAAAAAAAUGAGGAAAGAAGCGGCUGCAACUGCUAGAGCUUCUGCCAAGGAUGCUGCAGCGAGAGCUGGUGAUCCAGAUGAGGAGAAGUAUAGAUUAGGAUAUGGGGUUGCUGGUAAAGGUGUGAAGCGUCCUUGGUACCUUGAGAAACGUAAUGAUGAAGAUGAUAGUGUACGUGGUGAGGAUGAUGGUGGAUAUAGAGGUCAUGAAGCUAAGAAGAAGAAUAGUGGGAAGAAAAGCUUAAAGGAGCUGAGAGAAGAAAGGUUGAAGAGGGAGAGGGUUGAGAAGGAAAGAGAGAGAGCCCUUUUCAUGAAACAGAGCCAGAGAGACGGUGGUUUUUCACGGAGGCGGUGAUGAAAUCACAAAGAUGACACAGAGACUUGAUGUUGAGAUUCAAAGGUGGUUCAAAGAUGACACAGAGGCUUGAUGUUGAGAUUCAAUGGCCCUUUUGUCGUCUAUCUAUGUGUGUAUAGAGAUGUUUCUACAGAUAGAAAAGUGGAAAGGAUGUGUAGUGAGUUUGAUAGUGGAAUUCUUUAUACUGCUUCCUGCUCAAAGAGUUGUGUCCCCUAAAUUUUUGUAAAAAUGCUUUGCAAUUCAACAGAGACCUUUGGCUAAUUAUAAGAAAUAAGAGUACUCGUAAAAGACA